GUCUACAACCAGAGAGGAAGAGAUAACUGUUAACCAUUUUUUUUCAGAAGAGAAAGAAGGAAACUAAAGAAAUCAAAACAAGAACGUUAACUCUCUCUGUUCUCAAUGAUUCGAGGAUCGCUUCUGGGAAUCAUCUGGAUGAUGUGUUGUGUCUGCACGUCAUUCCAACAAGAGACAACAACGUUCGUCUACAACGGCUUCGACCAAGGAGACCAUCGUAUCCACCUUCAGGGCGGUGCAAAAAUCAUUCCAAGAAACCACGUCCUGCAACUCACGAACGAAACGACGACGCAGAUAGGCCGUGCUUACUUCGAGCAGCCUAUCGAGUUCAAACCAUCCGAACCGGUCUCUUUCUCCACGCAUUUCGUGUGUGCCCUGGUCCGCGUAGGUGACGUCAGCGGCCACGGCAUGGCGUUUUUCCUGUCUCAUUCCACUGAUUUCCUAGGCGCUGAACCGACUCGAUUCUUUGGUCUUUUCAACGCGGAGGGAUCUGCCUCGACACGUGUGUUGGCUGUCGAGCUUGAUAUAUCUAAAGCUCCGGAUGUGCUGGACAUCAGCGACAAUCACGUCGGGAUCGAUGUGAACAGCGCGAAGUCGGUUAAAUCUGCUAACGCUUCUUAUUAUUCGGACAGAGAAGGUAGAGAGAUAGAUAUGCAGCUUUUGAGUGGAGAUCCUAUCCAGGUUUGGGUGGAUUACGAGGGAACAACACUCAACGUCUCAAUUGCUCCUCUUGAUAACCAGAAACCAAGCCGACCUCUUUUGUCGUCAACAUCCAUCAUCAAUCUUACCGAGAUUGUGCAAGGGAGAAGGAUGUUUGUGGGGUUUUCAGGUGCAACCGGGUCGAUCAUGGUCGACCAGUACGUACUCGGGUGGAGUUUUAGCAAAAGCAUGGCGUCGCUGCAGAAGAUUGACAUCUCGAAACUUCCCGAAGUUCCUCAUCCGAGGAAUAAAAACAAGUCUAAUUCAUCUCGUGUGCUCUAUGCUCUGCUUGGUUUAGUAGCUUUCUUAGUUUUGGUGCUUCUCUUUGGAGCUUAUAUGUAUAGGAGAAACUUGUACGCCGAAGUGAGAGAGGAAUGGGAAAAGGAGUACGGUCCACUCAGGUACUCCUACAAAUCUUUAUACAAAGCAACAAAAGGGUUUAGUAGAAGUGAGUUUCUUGGGAAAGGAGGUUUCGGUGAAGUCUACAAAGGGACGCUACCUCGGAGCAUAGAGCUGAGAGAAGUGGCUGUGAAGAAAGUAUCCCACGACGGCGAGCAAGGUAUGAAGCAGUUUGUGGCUGAGAUUGUUUGCAUGAGGAGUUUAAAACACAGGAGCUUGGUUCCACUUCUUGGUUAUUGCAGGAGGAAACAUGAGUUGUUACUUGUCUCUGAGUACAUGCCAAACGGUAGCCUUGAUCAUUGCUUGUUUAGUGAUGAUGAUAGAGCUACUCUCCCCUGGUGGAGAAGAUUUGCUAUUCUGAAAGACAUUGCGUCAGCUCUUAGUUACUUGCAUACAGAAGCUGACCAAGUUGUUAUACACAGAGAUAUCAAAGCUUCUAACGUUAUGCUGGACGCAGAGUUUAACGGAAGGUUGGGAGAUUUUGGUAUGUCCAGGUUAUACGACAGAGGGACUGAUCCAACCACAACGGCUGCAGUUGGAACUGUUGGUUACAUGGCGCCUGAGCUUACAACAAUGGGACCUUCCACUGGAACUGAUGUAUACGCUUUUGGUGUUUUCUUGCUUGAGAUAACUUGUGGGAGGAGACCUGUGGAGCCUGGCUUUUCGGCUGCGAAACGUUUUCUGAUCAAAUGGGUUGGUGAAUGCUGGAGAAGAUCUUCUUUGAUUGAUGCUGUUGAUCCAAGGCUGACGGAGUUCUCAUCCCAGGAAGUGGAGAGGGUUCUGAAAGUCGGUUUGCUGUGUGCAAACCUUGCUCCAGAGGCAAGACCGUCCAUGGAACAAGUGGUGCAGUACUUAAACGGGAAUCUAGCUUUGCCUGAGUUUUGGCCGUAUUCUCCUGGAAUUGGAGUGCUCACUCCAAGUGUGUUUUCACAGGCACAGCUCAUGCUCCCUUCACUGUCACUGUCUUCUUCCUCAUCCAACAACUCUAUGUUCGUUACUCAUUCACUCCUCUACGGGAGUGGACGAUGAUGAAAGUUUCUAACAACUUCUUGUUAUUUGAUUGUUUUCGUCCAUUUCCAUCAGAUUUUUUUUGUUUUCUCAUAUACUCACACAUGUUCUUGUUGACAUUCUCCACAAAGUUUGACUGGUAGAAAGAUUUUUUUUUUUUUUAAAAGACUAAUCUUUUGUGUAAAUUCUUGUAGCUACUUUACUAAAUACUUUGAUAAUCGGUU
Molecule: messenger RNA, 2330 nt
Organism: Raphanus sativus (radish)
Lineage: Eukaryota; Viridiplantae; Streptophyta; Magnoliopsida; Brassicales; Brassicaceae
Product: L-type lectin-domain containing receptor kinase I.7
Exons: 1
Coding region: 106-2127 (673 amino acids)
Biological process (GO): protein phosphorylation
Cellular component (GO): plasma membrane
Molecular function (GO): protein kinase activity; ATP binding; carbohydrate binding
Source: RefSeq, a predicted model, not a curated record